AUGGGAAUGAGGUUACCAGGCGGAGUUCGUUCGGCGGAGGAUUUCUGGGAGAUGCUCAUCGAGAAGAAAACAGGCCACGGCGAAAUUCCCGAGAGUCGAUACAAUGCAAAAUCAUUCUGCGAUCCAAAGAACCCACGACAAAUUCGCACCCGAUAUGGCUACUAUCUUCAGGAAGACCCGGCCUGCUUUGAUGCCGACUUUUUCUCGAUGAGCUCCGUUGAGGCAUCAAGGGUGGAUCCGCAGCAACGUCUCCUUCUCGAAGUCGUUUGGGAGUGUCUAGAGAAUGCAGGAGAAACAGACUGGCGUGGUAAAAACAUAGGGUGCUACGUCGGUACUUUUGGAGAGGACUGGCUCUGCCUUUCCACAAAGGAAUACCAGCAUAUUGACCGCUAUUAUGCGUUGGGGACGGGUGCAUUUGCUUUAUCUAACCGUAUCUCGUACGUAUAUGACUUCAGGGGGCCUAGCAUGACGAUCCAAACCGGUUGCUCUGCCUCCCUUGUCGGCGAAUAUGGUCAUAUCGGAAAGUGGGACGUGCCGAAGCUUCGACCAGAUCACAAUAACGAUCCGAUCCGUGGAGUUAUUCGGGGUACUGCAUCGAACAGUGAUGGAUGGAAGUCAACUAUUACUGCUCCAGAUGUACUCUCUCAAGAGAGUCUGAUGCGUACAGCAUAUAGCAAUGCCAACAUUAGCGAUAUAUCGCAGACGCCUUAUUUUGAAUGUCACGGCACUGGGACAGCCAUGGGUGAUUCUGUGGAGCCAUCUGCUAUCGCCCGUGUGACGAAGGGGAACUCUGUAUAUAUUGGUUCGGUCAAACCCAACGUUGGCCAUUCAGAGGGUGCAUCAGGUAUCACCAGCGUCAUCAAGACAGUCUAG
Molecule: messenger RNA, 873 nt
Organism: Aspergillus bombycis
Lineage: Eukaryota; Fungi; Ascomycota; Eurotiomycetes; Eurotiales; Aspergillaceae
Product: beta-ketoacyl [acyl carrier protein] synthase domain-containing protein
Exons: 4
Coding region: 1-873 (290 amino acids)
Biological process (GO): secondary metabolite biosynthetic process; fatty acid biosynthetic process
Molecular function (GO): fatty acid synthase activity
Source: RefSeq, a predicted model, not a curated record